GGAGGAGCGCCGUGAGAUGGAGUGAGAAAGCGUGAAGGAGGGAUGAUGGAGAGAGGGGUUUCUGCCAAAAGCAGCCAUUGAGAGAAGAGGAGAGGGAGGGAGAGGAGGAUGAGAAGAGGAAACAGGGCGAGGGGAGAGUGUGUGUGCGUACUAGGCGUCUAACACGUGACAACAAAAUAGAAACAGACUUGAGCACACAGACGCGCUUGUUUCCACGACGACAACUGCAAACAUGGGGGCUGUGGUGGGUUCGCUGACCAUGCAGACCAAGACGAGGAGGUUGUCCAGGGACAAAGCCGAUGAUGACUUGGAGAUUACGAUGGUGUGCCAUCGACCGGAGGGCCUCGACCAGCUAGAAGCUCUAACCAACUUCAGCAAAAAGGAGCUCCAAGUGCUGUACCGGGGCUUUAAGAACGAGUGUCCAAGUGGCGUUGUGAACGAGGAAACUUUCAAGCAAAUAUACGCCCAGUUCUUCCCUCAUGGAGAUGCCAGCACCUAUGCACACUACCUUUUCAACGCCUUUGACACAGCACAUAGUGGCUCCAUAAAGUUUGAGGAUUUUGUUACAGCUCUGUCCAUCCUACUGAGGGGCUCCAUCACUGAGAAGCUACAGUGGACCUUCAACCUUUACGACAUCAACAGAGAUGGAUACAUCAACAAAGAGGAGAUGACGGACAUAGUCAGAGCGAUAUACGACAUGAUGGGGAAGUACACUUACCCUGUCUUGAAAAACGAUGCUCCCAAACAGCAUGUGGAGGCCUUCUUUCAGAAAAUGGACAAAAACAGAGAUGGUGUGGUCACUCUGGAUGAAUUCAUCUACUCUUGUCAAGAGGAUGAAAACAUCAUGAGAUCUCUACAGCUCUUUGAAAAUGUCAUUUAGACAACAAAGAAGAGGGAUGCGGUACAAAAGACAAGUGCAAGAUAAGAACAAAGAAGAAAAGAGAUGAACACACAAGAGAAAAGGAACAGCAUAGCUUGCGUUGGAAACAAAUCAUGGAUCUUGUCGCUUAAAGAGGGAUGGUUGCCAGAAAACUUCAUGGAAACCAUCUUGCUGAAACAUCCAUGGAGACAAACGUUUUGGAAAAGAUUCUUUGGACUUAUACCUUUCAUUUAACCUCUGUAACCAUUUACCUCUUCUCCAUCUCCCUCAUCUUUGCAGUCGUCACUGACAGUGUGUAUUUCAUGUCAUUUUGUAAAUUCUGAUUCUGUCUCAUUUGGUCAAAUACUUUUAAUACACUUGUAAAUUGAACCAUAUUAACAAGCAGGACUGGAAUUCCUAAAAGCAGCUGAGAACAAUCCAAUGCAUACUUUAUGCAUUAGACUUUAAAAUAAUAGCUGUUUUCAUCGUGAAUUUCUGUGUCGUCACAACAAAGCUGAGCAUUAUUGUGAAGCAUGCAAGAGAGAGGCCUACGCCGUAUUUAACAUGGGCUUUGUGCCGUGAUAAAUAACUCCAAAAUAUUAUCAACUAAGUGUAUACAUUUUGGAAGCAAUGGUCUGACAGAGCCACCUCAUUUGUUUUCAGACUAAAUUCAGACACAGGCCUGUAAAGGUUUGCAGAGCUGAAUUUAACCUCAGCCAGCGUGCAGUCUUACGUCUCGUGACAGCUUGCUACAGUCCUCUUUACACCCACUGUGUUCAUGUGGUGUCGGUCAGUGUUUCAAUGUUAGAACGACUACACUGUAAAUAUUUAACUGUUGUAUUUGUGGCUUGUUCUCGCCUUGUCUUUGUCUGCGUGUUUCUUAUUCUGACUAUCUGUCUGUCUCUCUGUCAAAUGGAUUUAAUGUAAUAAUUCUACCUGACACUCAUUGCUUAAUAAAGGAUACAUUUAGAGGUUAACUGGCACACAGAUGCAGAGUGACGUGUGUGUGUGUGUGUGUGUGUGUG
Molecule: messenger RNA, 1884 nt
Organism: Trematomus bernacchii (emerald rockcod)
Lineage: Eukaryota; Metazoa; Chordata; Actinopteri; Perciformes; Nototheniidae
Product: Kv channel-interacting protein 1-like
Exons: 8
Coding region: 233-880 (215 amino acids)
Biological process (GO): regulation of potassium ion transmembrane transport
Cellular component (GO): voltage-gated potassium channel complex
Molecular function (GO): transmembrane transporter binding; calcium ion binding; potassium channel regulator activity
Source: RefSeq, a predicted model, not a curated record